AUGCACCCGCGCGACAUGUUGACGUGCACGGCAACCACAACGACGGCAACGACAACGGCAACGGCAACAAGCACGGAGGCGCAUGCAGACGAGGAGGAAGACGCGUAUCUCGCCCAGCGACAGUCUACCAUGGACUCAGCGACGUUAAACAAGCUACUGAAAGCCGAGAAACACCUUACACAAGCAGGUCAAGCGACGUCUAACGUUUGGAAACUCAUCGGCAUGAAGGUUCCGAUCGACGAGAACGAGGUGCCUACCGCUGCUGCUGUAGCAGCAAUCGCUGCUACUCCUGCGCCCGUCCAUAACGUGGCGAGCAGUCCCGGACGUCACGUGCGAUCGUCCGUGCGGCGGAAACUCUCGACGCAACUUUCGGACGACAUUUCGAGUGGCUCGUUUCUGUGCACUGGGGGCCCUACGAGUCCAUUACAUGGGGGAGGGACCACCACUCACCGAGCGACGAACACGGCGAUACUUCGAGAUGUGGCCAGUGACUUUUGCGACAUGUGGACAAGUCCUACCCCUCGUUCAACUUCAAGUGAAACGAGGAGCACGAGUCCGCACUGUUAUCCGCCCGUUGACCUUGGGCGCGCUGACAGUAGUGCCAGUAACACGCGGAACUCCCUCGGCUGUCCGCCGGUUUGUUCCUCGACCACGACGCAGAGCAACAGUCUGUUUGAGCGCCCGCACUUUGGCCUCUCGAGCAGUGCGCGCGCCGUGGACGCGCACGGCGCGAGCGACUCGUCCAACGUCUUGGUCGAAAACGGACGCAGCCGCUCGACGCACAGCAGCAGCACCACGAGCAGCAGCGCCACCAACAACCCCACCCCCAGCAACAACAACCCCACCCCUAGCAACAAUGUCUUUGGCUUUACCCGCAGCACGACCGCGCCGCUGUCAGACGUGACGCUGUUUACGUUCACGGUGAAAAAGAGCGACAGCGUGCUCGAGAAACUCGGCAGCAAGCGCGCGAGCAUCCAGCUCCAGGUCGACGUCGACGAGCGCAUGCUGUACUUUCUCUCGGCACAUGACCAGCGCGAGGAGUACAGCUGUGCGGCCGUGACGGCCAAGCCGCAGUCGAGGCUCGGCAUGCAGCUCAAGAUCCAGACGGGCAAUGCGAGCGUGAACAAGAAGAUCACGUUUUACAGCACGGAAGACCGCGCAAAUUUCGUCCAGGCACUCGAGCAGGGCAAGGUCAUGUACAGUAAAAAGACCGUGACGACAGCGCCGCCGGUGCGUGCACCGCCAACGGCCGAAGUGAUUGAAGAAACCGUCUCGACCGUCUCGAGCACGUGCGAACGCUCGAAGCUUCGCGACUCGCUCGUGAGCGACCAUUUCCAGCUGCUACCAGGCGAGUCCGUGCUUGAGCACGUGCAGCGCGUGACGAACCUCGUGGUCAUGUCGCAGAGCGACCGCGCCGUGCAGGGCGUGCUCAAGAUCACGUCGCACCGCAUCACGUUUGUCCCGUACGACGCGUCGUGGAAGUUUGGCUCGUUCGAGCUCCCGCUGGCAGCGAUUGACUUGAUUACGCGCGACGGCCUCAUGCUCUUGAUUACGUGCAAAGACCUGCGCACGCUGCGCCUGGCCAUGCACGACGCGUAUUCACGGAAGAAAGGCUAUGACCAAUUACCGUCGACGCCGGACUUUCGGUGGCUCAAUCUGUUGACGCUGCGAAUGAAGCCGCCGAAUAUGAUUGGCGCGCUCUUUGCGUUUGAUUACCAUACCGAAAAGGCAAAGCAACGCGGGGCGCCGCUCUCGGAGAAGCACAAUGGCUGGUUUGUGUACUCGCCGUUUGCCGAGUAUCAGCGUCUUGGGUUUCUCUCGGCCAAGAAACACCCGGAAGAAGAAGGCGUGAUUACGUGGCGGCUGCUGAAGAACUCCAAGUUCCGCUUCAGUCCCACGUACCCGCAGCUGAUGGUCGUGCCGUCGCUCAUGUCGGAGGAGCAGCUGGUCCAGUCGGCGCGCUUUCGCUCCCGGGCACGUCUGCCUGUGGUCGUGUGGCGCCACCCAGUGAACAAGAGCGUGUUGUCUCGCUCGAGUCAGCCGAACUAUGGCAUGGCAGGCAAUCGAUCCGAGCCGGAUCGGAUACUGUUGCGCGCGUACCGCGACUCGGCGAAUAAAAACAGCUCCAACAUGUCUCCUCCUCUUCACAUUAUCGACGCACGCAAGCCGAUUGCCACUAAAGGAAAUCGGUUAAAGGGAAAAGGUGUUGAAAACUCCCAGCAUUACGACAAUGCGACGAUUGAGUUCAUGGGCAUUGCCAACAUUCACAAGAUGCGCGAGUCGUUGGAUGCGUUAAAGUCGUUAGUCAGUCCUAGCAGUGUUGAAGACGGUGACAAGCAUUACCACAAUCGCCUCGAGAAUACCCGAUGGUUAAAGCACGUGAUGCGUGUGCUGUCAGGCGCUCGAAGAGUAGCGGAAGUGCUCCACGAAGACGGUGCUUCGGUGCUCGUGCACUGUAGUGACGGCUGGGACAGGACGCCGCAGCUCGCGGCGCUGGCGCAACUUAUUCUAGACCCCUUCUAUCGAUCCCUCCGUGGCUUUGCCAGUCUCGUGGAGAAGGAGUGGUGUUCAUUCGGCCAUAAGUUUGCGGAUCGAAUUGGUGUGGGGAAGGACAUCACGGACCAGCCAAAUGAACGAUCGCCCGUCAUGUUGCAGUUUUUGGACUGCGUGUGGCAGAUGACGCGGCAAUUUCCGACAUGUUUCGAGUUCAACGAGAAGUUUUUGCUGCAUAUUUCGGACUCGCUGAUUUCCGGUCUUUAUGGCACGUUCUUGUACAACUCGGAGCGUGAGCGCGUGCUGGACAAGGUGUGGGAGCGCACAGAGUCCGUGUGGACGCCCGUGUUAGAGAACCCUGGACCUUUCAAGAACCCCUUGUACCGACCAACGAACCGCGUGCUGUACCCUCGUGCGAACCUCAAGCGAGUCGUGCUUUGGGACGGCAUGUUUUUCCGAUGGGACCCGGAAAGCCACCCGGACUAUAUGGAGUACAUGGACCCUGUGGAGAAGCCAGACGACGAAGCUUCGAACCACGAGUUUGAUGACGACGGUAGUCCUCGAGACACUAGCGUACUUGAUCCUCCGUCCGUAAUGCCUAUAGGUGGCGAUCUGGAAGACAAGGUGGAAUUGGAUAUUGACGUUAUUCACGACUUUGACGAGUUCCGAGCCAAGACGCUGUCGGAUUGCUCGGACAUGAGCGACGACGACGACUUUGAGAUCUCGCCGAAUGUCAAGACACGGUACGAUGGCAUGUCAUCAUUGACAUUAGACGAGUUGAACAUGACGACAUCAGCAACCAGCGAGGCCGACUCGGAAGGUUCGGUAUCGGCUGAGAACCGUCUCCCAGUAGUGGACGAGGGUGUGCUGAGUCGGUACCACCGGGGCGUAGAAGAGCGCACGCGCCAGCGCGCACAGGGUCGCAACAUCCGCGAGGCGCUGCUGCUGGCACCAGACCAGAGUCGCAUCAAGUACUUGGAGCAGUUGCUGAGCGAAAGUGUUGCGCGGGAGCUGCAGCUUGAGGCAGAGCUGGAUUCGGUGCUACACCGAGGCGUGCGGGUUUCAAGCAUAGCGUCGAACGGUAACGCAAAUGGUGUCGGGUCGAACAAUGGCAGUAACGUAGUCGGCGGUAGUGGAAACAGCAACGAGACUGGCUCUGUAAGCAGUCGCAAGGAGUAG
This is a messenger RNA of Peronospora matthiolae, 3672 nucleotides long. Lineage: Eukaryota; Oomycota; Peronosporomycetes; Peronosporales; Peronosporaceae. The record is from the annotation of a GenBank genome assembly.